UCUAGAAUGAGUCCUGGUGGAGCAACAUCAAUUUCUUUGGAACUGGAAAAUGCAUGUGACCUGCAUGGCUCUUGUUUGGCUUUAGCUGGAGGUCAGCAGAGUCAUUUCUGCAGAAAACCUGGCCAAGGCAAUUCUACUUACGAGCAGGACAGGGGCGCUGCUGUGGGACUGAGAUCUGCCGGGAGGACACGGACUCUGGGCUCUGCUGGCACCUACCUGGGCAUUGCUGCCAUCACAUGGGGCCUGGUGCUGUGGGUGCAGGUGGGAGCCUGGACGUACCACUACAGCGACCAAGGGGACUACACGUGGGAGCAGGCCAGGAACUACUGCCAGACCUUCUUCACCGACCUGGUGGCCAUCCAGAACCAGCAGGAGAUCCAGUACCUCAACAGGAGCCUGCCCUACCACCGGCACUACUACUGGAUCGGCAUCCGCAAGCUGGGCGGCGUCUGGACCUGGGUGGGCACGCGGAAGGCGCUGACCAAGGAGGCCGAGAACUGGGCCCAGGGCGAGCCCAACAACCGCCGCUCCAACCAGGACUGCGUGGAGAUCUACAUCCAGCGGCCGCAGCAGGCCGGCAAGUGGAACGACGAGCCCUGCAGCCGCAGGAAAAAGGCGCUCUGCUACCGGGCCUCCUGCCAGCCCUUCCCGUGCAGCCAGCGUGGCGAGUGCGUGGAGACCAUCGGCAGCUACCGCUGCCAGUGCCAGCCCGGCUUCCACGGCCCCGAGUGUGCAGAUGUGGUGCAGUGUGCCAGGCUGGAGCCCGAGGGAGUGCCCAUGAACUGCAGCCAUCCCUAUGGAGACUUCAGCUACAACUCCACCUGCGAGUUCAGCUGCCACGAGGGCUUUGAGCGGCAAGGGGUGGGCGUGCUGCGGUGCCUGCCUUCCCAGCAGUGGUCAGCAAGCAUCCCCACCUGCACAGCCAUCACCUGCCCAGUUCUCAGAGCUCCAGCCCAGGGAGAGCUGAACUGCUCCCACCUCCAUGGGGACUUCACCUUUGGCUCCACAUGUGCCUUCUCCUGCCAGAAGGGGUUUGCACUGGUGGGGCCAGAGAGCCGUGAGUGCACAGCCACGGGGACAUGGACAGGGGACACCCCUCGCUGUGAAGCCAUAGCCUGCCCAGUGCUCAGUGCUCCAGCCCAGGGAGAGAUGCACUGCUCCCACCUCCAUGGCAACUUCACCUUUGGCUCCACGUGUGCCUUCUCCUGCCGGAAGGGGUUUGCACUGGUGGGGCUGCAGAGCCAUGAGUGCACAGCCACGGGGAGCUGGACAGGGGACACCCCUCACUGUGAAGCCAUUGCCUGUCCAGUGCUCAGUGCUCCAGAAAAAGGAGAGAUGAACUGCUCCCACCUCCAUGGCAACUUCACCUUUGGCUCCACGUGUGCCUUCUCCUGCCAGAAGGGAUUUGUGCUGAUGGGGCAGGAGAGCUGUGAGUGCACAGCCAUGGGGACAUGGACAGGGGACACCCCUCGCUGUGAAGCCAAAGCCUGCCCGGUGCUCAGUGCUCCAGACAAAGGAGAGCUGAACUGCUCCCACCUCCAUGGCAACUUCACCUUUGGCUCCACAUGUGCCUUCUCCUGCCAGAAGGGAUUUGUGCUGGUGGGGCAGGAGAGCUGUGAGUGCACAGCCACGGGGAGCUGGACUGGGGACACCCCUCACUGUGAAGCUGUUGCCUGCCCAGUGCUCAGAGCACCAGCCCAGGGAGAGCUGAACUGCUCCCACCUCCACGGAGACUUCACCUUUGGCUCCACAUGUGCCUUCUCCUGCCAGACAGGGUUUGUGCUGGUGGGGCCAGAGAGCCGUGAGUGCACAGCCACGGGGACAUGGACAGGGAAUGCAACAAGAUGUGCAGCCAUCACCUGCCCAGUGCUCAGAGCUCCAGCCCAGGGAGAGAUGCACUGCUCCCACCUCCAUGGCAACUUCACCUUUGGCUCCACGUGUGCCUUCUCCUGCCAGAAGGGGUUUGUGCUGAUGGGGCUGCAGAGCCAUGAGUGCACAGCCACGGGGACAUGGACAGGGGACACCCCUCACUGUGAAGCCAUCACCUGCCCAGUGCUCAGAGCUCCAGCCCAGGGAGAGCUGAACUGCUCCCACCUCCAUGGGGACUUCACCUUUGGCUCCACGUGUGCCUUCUCCUGCCAGAAGGGAUUUGUGCUGAUGGGGCCAGACAGUCUCAAGUGCAGAGCCACGGGAACAUGGACAGGGGAUGCUCCUCACUGUGAAGCCAUCAAAUGCUCAGCACUGACCACCCCCAAGAUGGGCCAGGCUGCCUGCUCCCACCUCCAUGGGGACUUCACCUUUGGCUCCACGUGUGCCUUCUCCUGCCAGAAGGGGUUUGUGCUGAUGGGGCCAGAGAGCCGUGAGUGCACAGCCACGGGGACAUGGACUGGGGACACCCCACACUGCAAAGCCAUCAGCUGCCCAGAGCUGUCCCCCCCCAGCAGAGGCCAGCUGAGCUGCUCCCACCUGCACGGGAACUUCACCUACAACUCCACGUGCAGCUUUUCCUGCGAGCAGGGCUUUGUCCGGGUGGGAGCAGAGCUGCUCCGCUGCCAGCCCACGGGCAACUGGAGCAGGGAUGCCCCUGUGUGUGCAGAGGAUGGUGCCUUCCUAAAGCAAGUCCUGGCUUACAGCAGCGGCUCAGCCCUGGCAGUAGCUGGUGUUGUGCUCUCUGGGGGGCUCAUUGCCCUCCUUGUCAAGAGGCUCAGUGACAGAGAGGAGAAGAGGAAGCUCCUGAAACCCACCAGUGACCUGGGAGCGCCGGGCACCUUCACCAACACAGCAUACGAUGGCAACCUGUGAGCCUGCCCGAGACUGAGACCCACCAUGUCCCCAUGGCAGGAGCUGCUGCUGGAGCACAGCGGGGCUCCAUGCCCGUGGCUGUAGGGACUGGCACAGCCCCUGGACACUGCCACCACAUUCCCCUGGGAAGGGGAGCAGCUGGAGACCCACCAGGGGCCAAGAACCACAUGCCUGCCACCCAGCCCUUGGACAUUGUCCCACUGGGAAUUUGGACAUUCCCUGGUGGCUGCUCCACUCACGCUUCCAACUAUGAGCUUGUGUCAGCAGGGUGUGAAUAAACACCUUUGUCUCAAGAA
This is a messenger RNA of Oenanthe melanoleuca, 3098 nucleotides long. It is a transcript of the gene SELP, whose product is annotated as selectin P. Gene Ontology annotation, biological process: leukocyte tethering or rolling; heterophilic cell-cell adhesion; response to cytokine. The record is from RefSeq and is a predicted model, not a curated record. Gene Ontology annotation, molecular function: calcium ion binding; oligosaccharide binding; sialic acid binding. Gene Ontology annotation, cellular component: external side of plasma membrane; membrane. NCBI's taxonomy places the organism in Eukaryota, Metazoa, Chordata, Aves, Passeriformes, Muscicapidae. The coding region runs from base 7 to 2802 and encodes 931 amino acids. The transcript has 18 exons.